Rosa chinensis is the source of this 2354-nucleotide messenger RNA. Its product is annotated as WPP domain-interacting protein 1. The transcript has 3 exons. Bases 257 to 2071 code for a protein of 604 amino acids. NCBI's taxonomy places the organism in Eukaryota, Viridiplantae, Streptophyta, Magnoliopsida, Rosales, Rosaceae. The record is from RefSeq and is a predicted model, not a curated record.
UCAAAAUCAUUACAAAAAAAACAUAAAUAUUCUCCCUUAAUAAUAUUCUAUUAAUAAUCUCAUCGAAUAUAAAACCGCAAAUCCGAUCACCGUUUAGGGUUUCCAAUGUCGUCCCAAUUUAUCAUCACGCUCAAUCUUCAUCAUCUUAGCUUCAUUUAAUUCCAACAAUGAUUUGGGCCAUGAGCUGGAAUGAUGGUUGUUCUUGUUCUCGAUCUUGAUCUAAUUGAAUUGGGGACCCUGGGUUUUUGUUAGUGUUAUGGAUUUGGGGAGUGAAUAUGUGGAUGAUAAUCAUGUAAACCCAGAACCUGUGUCCCAUGGUGUUGAUGAUGCUGAUGAUGGGGAUAGUGUUGAGGUUAGGAACAAUGGGUCCUCUGCUAAUGGGAUUGGAAAUGGACCUGGGACUAGAGCUCCAGCGGUGGAUUUGACUCUUUCGGCCGGGAAAUCACCCGGUGGUGGUGGAGGGUCGAAUCCUGCUUCGAAGGGGCAAGGCUUGAGGAGGUGGAAGCGAAUUCCGAGACUUUUGGGUAAUGAUGGAGGUGGCAAUUCAGUAGAUGAUUCUAGUAGGAAGCGGGGUAUGUCGGGUUCUGAAAUUCCGGUUAAGGCUAGGAAUGCUCCGGUUGAGGUUGAUCAUAAUAACAGUGAGGGCUCGGUUGGAUCCGUGAAUAUGGUGAGAAAUUCGGGAGGUGCUGAUGGCUUUGGAUUUGGAUUUGGUGGUGCUAGUCCGGAUUCUAGAUUUGGUGUUGGUCCUGUUUUUGCUGCUCGUGCAGAUUCUGAUAACAGUGAGGAUCGGAGUAGUAAGUCUUCCACAGCUGCCAGUGCUCCAAAGGGCAGGUAUGACGUGCCUGUACCAGUAAACCAACCACGGAAUAGGGUGAAGAAUGCUAGCACAAAGAGUUGGAGUAAUUCAGCUCAAAGUUCUCAACCGGGGAGGGGACGGAGUGAAAGCAGUAAGAAGCAUAGAGGAGACAGGGUCAAAAUCGAGAAGGAAAACUCUCAUUCCAGCAUGGAAUCUGACUCAAGAAGCUCCAACUUUGUCUUUAUGCAGAAUGCACCUCUGUCUAGUAAUGGGAAGCAAAGUAGAAGAUCAAUGAGUCAGGAAGGAGAAAAUAGUGAUGAAGCUCAUGCAAGUGAGCAACAAUUCAGUGAAGAAGUUCAAACUGGUUAUCGGAGAGAGAAUGCGGUAGAAGUUGAAGAUUUUUCACAAGAUUUAGAUGCCGACUUGUCAUGGGAGGGUAAGCUACGCAAAAGCAAGAAGCAUGGGUCCUUUGCGGAUAUGGAUCCUCUAGCUGAGUCUAUGUUCAACUUCCAGACUGUACAAGAAGCACUCCAGAAAGAGGUUCAGAAAUUUGGGGAGAUUGGGAAAGAACCUAUAUCACGAGGUGAUAAUUCAGUGAAGCCUAUUGACCCCUCUUCAAGUGAUCCGGAAAUUAUUGAAUCCAAUCUAUCUGAUCAGUUGGGUUCUGAAAAGAUUGGACGAACUUUUUCGAAUUCCUUGGAAGCACAGAUAUUGAGUUUGAAACAGCAUGUGAAACUUAUGGAAGGCGAGCUGGAUGAGACUAGGGCUAGGCUUCAGGUGAAGGAGUCCAGGGUUGCUGAACUGGAAGAUAUUCUUAACAUUAGCAAGUCUUUUAAAGAAGAAUCAGGUAGUACCGUAGAGUUACAGGAGGAACAAUACAGAGAGCUAGAGGCUGAGGUUGAGAUCUUGUUCAGGCAAAAGAUUGAAGCGGAGGUUGAGUAUAUUGUAAUAAAAACUACAACACAGAAGGUGAAGUUUGCUACAGGUGACCAAAUUGCACUCAUUGAGGAGCAAGAAGCAGUAGCUGGAGAACAAGCGCGGAUACUGAACAAGCUUGGGGAAGCACAAAUUAGGGCUUCAAAGCUAAAAGAACGAACAGAGGAAUUGGGAAAGUAUUGCGGAGAUGUUUUAGGGACAGAAGAGGUCUUUACUAUGCAGAAGAAAUUAUGUAAGGUUAGCUCAUGUUUUUUUGUCCAGUUGCUUUUGUUGGCUUUAGCCAUCUGGUUUUUUUUGUUACAAUCAUCUCCCCCUCAAGGGACGGUUGUACCCACCUGAGUCUGAGAGUAGUAAUGCCUUUUUUCUGUGUAUUCUCAACCACUUAGGCAGAUAUUUGAGUGUUGCAUUUUAUCCAUCUAUUAUUAUUAGAACAUAUAUUUUUUUUCUUUCUCAUUCUUUGCUUCUCCUUUCCUUUCUUUUGUAACAUAUAUUUAUAAUUCUAGAUUUCUUCUGGGAAUGCUUUCAUCCUGAAAUUAUAACCUUGAUACAAAGCCAUGCUGUAUUUACCUUCCCUUUUGCCAAGUUCAUAUAAUAAAUUAGUUGGCUAGUUCUUUGAUCGACA